AUGAACUGGGGGUUUCUACAGGGACUCCUGAGCGGCGUGAACAAGUACUCCACCGCCCUAGGCCGCAUCUGGCUGUCGGUGGUUUUUAUCUUCCGAGUGCUGGUGUACGUGGUGGCCGCCGAGGAGGUGUGGGAUGACGAACAAAAAGACUUUAUUUGUAACACCAAGCAACCAGGCUGCCCCAACGUCUGCUAUGACGAGUUCUUCCCGGUGUCCCACGUGCGUCUCUGGGCCCUGCAGCUCAUUCUGGUCACCUGUCCUUCCCUGCUUGUAGUCAUGCAUGUGGCCUACCGGGAAGACCGGGAACGGAAGCACCGCCGCAAACACGGGCCCAACGCCCCAGCCCUGUACAGCAACCUGAACAAAAAGAGGGGUGGCCUGUGGUGGACAUACCUGCUGAGUCUCAUCUUCAAGGCUGCUGUGGACUCGGCUUUCCUCUACAUCUUCCACCGCAUCUACAAGGACUAUGACAUGCCGCGGGUGGUGGCUUGCUCUGUGAAUCCCUGCCCCCACACCGUGGACUGUUACAUCUCCCGACCCACGGAGAAGAAGAUCUUCACCUACUUCAUGGUAGUCACGGCCGCCAUCUGUAUCCUACUCAACCUCAGUGAGGUUGCCUACCUGGUGGGCAAGAGAUGCAUGGAGGUCUUCCGCCCCCGGCGACGGAAAGCCUCUCGGAAGCACCAUCUACCAGAUACGUGCCCGCCAUAUGUGAUAUCCCAAGGAGGUCACCCACAAGACGACAACGCGGUCCUCACAAAGGUUGGGAUGGCCACAGUGGAUGCAGGUGUCUAUCCAUGA
Molecule: messenger RNA, 801 nt
Organism: Microtus ochrogaster (prairie vole)
Lineage: Eukaryota; Metazoa; Chordata; Mammalia; Rodentia; Cricetidae
Gene: Gjb4
Product: gap junction protein beta 4
Biological process (GO): cell-cell signaling
Cellular component (GO): connexin complex
Molecular function (GO): gap junction channel activity
Source: RefSeq, a predicted model, not a curated record